Messenger RNA from Aspergillus caelatus, 545 nucleotides. RefSeq lists its product as uncharacterized. The record is from RefSeq and is a predicted model, not a curated record. Bases 35 to 205 code for a protein of 56 amino acids. The transcript has a single exon. NCBI's taxonomy places the organism in Eukaryota, Fungi, Ascomycota, Eurotiomycetes, Eurotiales, Aspergillaceae.
AAGUGAUCACUUUUACAGUGGUAAUUGUUUUUACAUGUUAGCAUUUCACUGCAGUAAUUCCUCCUUAAAUGUUUUCUUUUUCUUUUCUUUCUUUUCUUUUUAUUUGUCUGAAGAUCUUGUUCCUUAUUUUGUUUUAUUUAUUUUUUUUUUUAAAAUUCUCUUCUGUCGCCCUGCAAAAAGGAUAUGGAAGAACACCUUUCCAUAAAGCCCGGCAUGGUCUUUUGUUCUCUUUGUCCUGAAAACCAGUGUGAGUGGGUAUUGUUGGUUAUUAUUAAUUAUUUUUUUUUCUCAACUACCCUCUACUUCUCAGAACGUUGCUAUAAUAGGCAAGUUGAUGUCAAUCAUGCCUCCUUGUAGAUUAAAAAUACUUCUUUCACAACCUACAUACAUGUAUGUAUGUUUCGUCGACAACUGAACUGUAAUUAGCAUGCUGAUGGUAUUACCAUUGAGAUAACCCACAUAAGGCAUUGUUGAUUCUAGGUUUAUUCCAAAUCCUCUGCCAUUUGUUUCAUUCUUUUAUUCUUUCAUUCUUUCUCCCCCCUUUU